Cadophora gregata is the source of this 2732-nucleotide messenger RNA. RefSeq lists its product as uncharacterized. Lineage: Eukaryota; Fungi; Ascomycota; Leotiomycetes; Helotiales; Ploettnerulaceae. The transcript has 6 exons. Gene Ontology annotation, biological process: transmembrane transport. Bases 1191 to 2732 code for a protein of 513 amino acids. Gene Ontology annotation, molecular function: transmembrane transporter activity. The record is from RefSeq and is a predicted model, not a curated record. Gene Ontology annotation, cellular component: membrane.
UCGCGUUUUAUGUAAGCACUAAUGCAGCACUACUGAGUACCCUGUACGACGUUUUGCAGGGCCAACAGCAAGAAUUUCGCUUAUCUUGGGGCGUGAUUCUCGCAAAAGUUGGGCUUGAUUCAGUGAUUUUCGGGGAUCACGAGUCUUUACUUCGUUAACCAUCGCCACGGAGCCUCGCUCUUUAACAAUCUUUGUAUCUCUUACAAUAGACUACCUGGCGAAGAGACAAUGAAAAGCGAUUUUCAAGCUCAGAAUCGUGGAGAAGGUUUCUUGGCCUUUCUCGAUCAUAAUGUUAGGACUAAAUGUCAUGCUGCUGAUACAUAAUUAAAAACAGUUAGGCGAGCGGAAAAGGAAGCGCCUCGCUUCCUGGUAUUGCGAACAAAUCACUUCAUGCUCUGACUCCACCGAGAUAGUCGUGAGUUGACCACUUCCUUGAAAUUGUUUGAACGAGAUACCUACGAGCAUAAAUCACAGAUAGUCUGACAAAUCAACAAUGCGGCCGGAUUUGUGACGACUUUGUUCUGGUAUGUUAGUUGCUGUGGGCUCUAAUGCCAGCUCCUCGAUGGGCACUCGCAUAAGGAAGGUUUGCUUGGUGUUUUUUAUGGUCAAAGGAGAGAAUCUCUCUUAGCAUAAUGAUCGAACAAUCCGGUCUCAGAUACUCUUCUAACGGCCUGGAAGAUUUUAGUGAUUUGGUAUCAAAGGGGAACAGGGGGGGGGGGCAGAAAGGCAAGCAAAGUUCGACGCUUAGUCAUCCAACCUCCUACCUUCCGCCAGAGACGUCGAACAUCUUCAGCCUGCGACAGACUGCUCCCAAACAUAACUCCGAGCACUGUAACUUCAAAGUCAGAUGAUUACAUCUCCGGGUUCGGGAAUCAACUCAUUCCCCGCAAAGGUUCGCAAAAAGCUUCAAUGACACAAGCUUCCCAAGGACGGAAGUAUCCAUCCCGGAUCGGCAGUUCUGUGGAGCUGUCAACCCUCCACACUAUGCUUCCACGGGAAACCACUAUGAUGAUCCACGCACGAGAGCAUCAUUGCCUCGAUUUCGGUAGGUGUUCUGCAAAAAGCUAAGUCUGUGUUGCCAUAACUUUUAUUUCUUACCGGCUUUGUACUUCUGACCCCGCAGAUUUGUUCAACAACCACUGUGGAAGAAUCUUUCCAAGACAUUGACGAUUCCGUCCAGCAACUCGAAUAUGGGAAUUUUCAGCAAGAAGCAAAAGGGGGAAGAUGCCAUGGAGAGCCCGGAACAUGGGGUAGCUGGGAGCCCGAGACAAGAAGAUCCAGAAAAGGAUAUCGAGCACUAUGGUGAGGUUGCCUCGCAGACCCACGAUACUUCUUCACAUCCCCGCCAUUACGAUUUGGCGUUGGAAGAACGAGUUGUGCGGAAGAUAGAUAGGCAUCUAAUACCGCUUGUCAUGAUUUUGUAUCUCCUAGCAUAUCUGGAUCGCUCCAACAUUGGUAAUGCACGCAUCGCAGGAAUGGAGGAGGAAUUCAACCUCGGACCAGGCCAAUAUGAAUGGUUCCUGACCAUUUUCUACAUCUCAUACAUCUUAUUCGAGCCACUAGGGAUGAUGUGGAAAGUCAUACCCCCUCAUCAAUGGGCGGCAUUUACUGUCAUGGGGUGGGCAGUGUGUGGAACACUCCAAGCGGCGACAUAUAGCUGGGCGGGUAUGAUGGCAGCUCGAUUUUUCUUGGGAGUAUUUGAGGCGUGCUUCUCGCCAGGAAUUCCUUUCCUUCUCUCAUUCUUCUAUCGAAGGAACGAGCUCGGUUUCCGCUGCGGUCUCUUCCUCAGUGCAGCUCCGCUGGCAACUUGCUUUGCAGGUGCACUUGCUUAUGGUAUCACGUCUGGAGAUCCAAAAGGCAUUUCAUCCUGGCGAUUACUCUUUCUGGUUGAAGGUUUACCAUGCGUAGUAGCAGCCGUGGUCACUUGGUUCGUGAUGCCCGACAGUCCCGAGAAAGCCAAGUUCUUGAACCAGGAAGAGCGGGCUGUCGCAAAAGCACGAUCACUCAGGCAAGUUGGCAGCGAUGGUGAGAGCAGGAUAGGAAAACCAUCUUGGACAGAUGUUAGGGCGACAUUGCUUGAUAUCAAGCUAUGGAUAACAGGCCUGAUGUAUUUCUCCUGUAACGUCUCCUUCGCAUCACUCCCCGUCUUUCUACCAACCAUCCUCACAGAAAUGGGAUUCACCAAGAUCAACGCCCAAGGUCUCUCAGCACCGCCGUACUUCCUGGCCUUCCUGCUCGUCAUUAUCACCUGUCGAAUAGCCGACAAGACAUCCCAGCGUGGUCUCAUGAUUACUUGUCUCUCCUUGCUGGGUGCUACAGGUUACAUCAUGCUCGCAGCAGCUACCAGCACUGGAGCACGAUAUGCAGGCGUGUAUCUCGCAGCUGCUGGGAUCUUUCCGUCAAUUGGGAAUAUCCUGCCUUGGGUACUGAAUAAUCAAGGAAGUGAUACUCGCAGAGGGACUGGUAUCGCGAUGUUGAACGUCAUUGGACAAUGUGGACCACUUCUUGGCACGAGGUUGUAUCCCAAGAGUGAAGGUCCAUUGUAUCGGAAGGGGAUGUGGGUUUGUGCCGCAUUCAUGCUGUUCAACGCUACGUUGGCUUUGGGCCUGCGUUUCCUUCUGAAGUGGGAGAACAAAAAGUUAGAUGAGAAGUACGGAGUUGUUGAGCCUGGAAAGGACGACGACGGACAGGGAGAGGAGAAUUCUGGACCGAGAUAUCGGUAUAUUCUAUGA